Messenger RNA from Rhinichthys klamathensis goyatoka, 2664 nucleotides. It is a transcript of the gene usp1, whose product is annotated as ubiquitin specific peptidase 1. Gene Ontology annotation, cellular component: cytosol; nucleus. Gene Ontology annotation, biological process: regulation of DNA repair; protein deubiquitination. The record is from RefSeq and is a predicted model, not a curated record. Gene Ontology annotation, molecular function: cysteine-type endopeptidase activity; cysteine-type deubiquitinase activity. The transcript is spliced from 9 exons. NCBI's taxonomy places the organism in Eukaryota, Metazoa, Chordata, Actinopteri, Cypriniformes, Leuciscidae. The coding region runs from base 158 to 2527 and encodes 789 amino acids.
CAAUCGUGGAAAAAGCGCCAAGUUCUACAGCAGGCGCGCGUAAUAAUGUCAAGUUGUUUAUGUUUAAAACGAAACUGCAUACUUUGGAUUGUCUUUUCCGAAAAUGUAACGCAUGAAUAAUAGGACUCAUUAGUUUCUCUUUUAUCUUCUUUAGUGAAUGGUUAAAAUGCCCGGGCUGCAUAGUGGAGGUGGAGUGGUGGCUGCAGCGGGCAGUCCUGUGAAGAAAAGCAAACUCUCUCUAAAGUUCUUCCAGAAGAAAGACACCAAACGAGCCCUGGACUUCUCAGAGCCCCCAGCAGAAGAUAGCUGUGCCGCUGAACCAGAAGAGACUACUAAUCAUGACCAGGUUGUGCCAAUGCCUUGCCCUUCAUCUCCUCUUACUGCUGAGAAGCAAGAGAGCCUGGUGCCCUUUGUAGGGCUUAAUAAUUUGGGGAACACCUGCUAUCUGAAUAGCAUCCUUCAGGUCUUGUAUUACUGUCCUGGUUUUAAAGAGGCCAUCAAAUCUUUGUGUCAUUUGGCUAAGCUGAAAGACCAACAGCAAGAAGAUGGUGCCAAAAAUGAGGGGGACUCUGGAGAGAAUGCCCUACCUGUUCCCAUGGAGCUUCUGGGCAGUUUCCACAGCCUCAUCUCCUCUGUGGAACAGCUGCAAUCCAGCUUCUUGCUUAACCCUGAAAAAUACAACGACGGAGAGCUUGCCACACCACCCCGCAAGCUACUUAACACGCUCAGGCAGCUCAAUCCAAUGUAUGAGGGUUACUUACAACAUGAUGCACAAGAGGUACUGCAGUGCAUCCUAGCAAGUAUCCAGGAGGCCUGUGACACUAUCAAAAAAGAGCAAAUAGACAACCAGAAGGAGAGCACAAUGAGCAAUGGAACGGGGGAGACCACCCACGAGGAUGAUGGGAGCUCAGACGGCCAGCUGAGUGGAAAGAGAAAGAGCGACACAGAAGCAGGCAACGCUAAGAAGAAGCCAAAAUCUCAAAGCAAGUCAAAGAAAAAUGAGGAAAAUGUGCCUAUGACCCGCUCUAAACGCAAGUCCUCCAGUGACAUAACCACAGAGAGUUCGGAAACUAACCACAAGAAUGGAGCAGAGGAGCUAGAGGAAAAAGAGCAAGAGAAGGACAGAGGGAGCACCACAGAGGAAGAGAAGAAUGACAGUUCCCCCAAAGAGGUGGGAAAGAGGACAAGGAGAGGGAAGCUUGGCUGGUUGAAACCAUCUGGGAAGCAGCCUAGCAUCUUCUCGAAGUUCCGCAGCAUGGGACGUAUUACUUCACACAUAGGAGGGAGAGGGGAAAUCAAGAAGAAAUCUGAUUGUAGUGUCCAAGAGAAGCAGGAGAAGGAUACAUCUGAUAACAAGAGCAGAACUCAAGAUGUUAAACAGAGUCUGGGAAAGAGUGAAGAUCUAUCAGGCCUGGAUGUGCUGAAGUGGAUGUUCCAGGGUCAGCUGGUGCUGCGGACACGCUGCCUGGAAUGUGAGUGUUUCACAGAGAGGAGAGAGGACUUUCAAGAUAUCAGCGUACCUGUGCAAGAGGAUGAGACCAGCUCCCCUGACUCCAGUUCUGAGAUUUCUCCAGAUCCCAAGCCUGAUCUGAAAACUCUCAAGUGGGCCAUAUCUCAAUUUGCAUCUGUUGAGCGGAUUGUGGGUCAAGAUAAAUAUUUCUGUGAGACCUGUCAUCACUACACAGAAGCUGAGAGAAGUCUUCUGUUUGACAAAACACCAGAAGUCGUAACAAUCCACCUGAAAUGCUUUGCUGCCAAUGGCUCUGAGAUGGACCCUUAUGCUGGCCUUUCUAAGGUGAACACACCUCUGCAGACCCCUCUCAAACUUUCACUGCACGAGUGGUGCACUCAACCUGAUUCUCCUGACCAGAGCCAUCACUACGAGCUCUUCGCCGUGGUCAUGCACAGCGGAGUAACCAUCAGCAGUGGUCACUACACCACUUACAUCCGCAUGAUGGAUCUCCAUCGCACCAAUCUCAGGCCUCAGUCUCAGGAUGAAGAGCAAGACCGAGACACAGAGGAAGACCUGAAACAGAAGAAAGAGGAGGCACCUCAAACAGAUUACGAUGAUGGUGAGGUGUCUUUCAGCUUGUCCGGCAGGGGCCGCAAUGUGGCAAGAGCCAGUUCAACAAGCAGCAUGUCCGGCAAAGCAGGAGGCAAGAGGAGCUCUGAGGGUGUUGGGCUUUUAGGGGGACAGAGGAGCGUCACCAGUUAUGAGCUCAGCAACGGCAAGCAAACCAAUCCAGAGAAGGCUUCCAGCUUGGCCAGUCGUGCCACCGGUACUCUGCUUCAGAAUACUGUGAAGAAAGAGACUGAGGAAGAGGGAGCUGAUGCUAUGGACGACGAGACCCAGGUGAGUUUUGACCUCGCUCUGCGAAACCUUUUGGACUUUGAGGGAAAGUGGAUGCUGUUUGAUGAUUCCGAAGUAAGACUCUUUGAUGAAGAGGACUUCCUCCGAGCCUGUUCUCCUGAGACGUGCUCCACCUCUACGCCCUACCUGCUGUUCUACAAGAGAGUCUCUCAGUAACAAUAGGUGAUUGGAUAUGGACACUCCUCACAGUUAUGAAGUUUGUGUUAAAGGGAUAGUUCACCCAAAAAUGAAAAUUCUGUCAGUAAUUACUCACCCUCAUGUUGUUCCAACCCCAUAAGACUUUCGUUCAUCUU